This is a messenger RNA of Chenopodium quinoa (quinoa), 2238 nucleotides long. RefSeq names its product putative disease resistance RPP13-like protein 1. Bases 5 to 2014 code for a protein of 669 amino acids. The transcript is spliced from 2 exons. The record is from RefSeq and is a predicted model, not a curated record. NCBI's taxonomy places the organism in Eukaryota, Viridiplantae, Streptophyta, Magnoliopsida, Caryophyllales, Amaranthaceae.
GUGGAUGGCUGAAGGUUUUCUGCAUGAGGAUGCGGAGGAAAGCAUGGAGGACAAAGGUCAUAGUUAUUUCCUUGAUUUGGUACAAAGAUCAUUAAUGGAACCAAUUCCAUAUUUUAACGGAGAGUGGUUCAUUAUGCAUGACCUCAUCCAUGACUUGGCUCAAUGGGCUGUAGGUGAUGUUGGCUCUACAAUGGAUAUCAAAAAUAUUUGUUCUAGAACUCGUUAUUUUUCCUUCACUAAAGAAGUCAUAAAAGACCAACCCUGGACUCAAGAGAAAAUUGGUCAAUUGCGAACAUUUGCUUAUUUUGGCAGUCAGGUUCCUACAAUACAUUUGUCAGAUUCCAGCUUCCAAAGAUUUCAUUACUUACGCUUGCUGUCUAUGGCUCACAUGGGGAUCACAGAGUUGCCAAAUUGUAUUGGUGAUCUGAAGCUCUUACGAUUUCUUGACCUCUCAUUUAAUCCUGAACUGAAGGAGUUACCAGAAUCAACCAGCAAACUUUGCAAUCUCCAGACACUGCUAUUGAGAGGCUGUAAAUCUCUCAGGAAGUUAGUCACUAACAUGGCACACCUAACUGAUCUUCGUCACCUGUACAUUGAUGAAGGUAGUGCUUUGAUGGAAAUUCCCCUGGGGAUUGGGAGAUUAACAAACCUGCGGACGUUGAAAAGAUUCUUCUUGACACCAACGUCUGGGUUCAGGAUCAGUGAGUUGAAGAACUUGAAAAGUCUCAGUGGCUCACUGGAUAUCUUUGGCCUCCGAAAUGUGGUCAGGAGUAAAGAUGCAGAAGAAGCCAAGCUGUAUGAAAAAUCGAGCCUUGAAGUGUUGAGAUUGUUUUGGGGAACUUCUACUUGUGCAGUUGGUCAGAACAUUGAAAGAGACGUACUUGACCAAUUGCAACCUCAGAAAUCCAUCAAAGAAUUACAGUUGAAAGGGUACAAGGGCUUGGCGUUUCCUACUUGGUUGAGGAAUCCCUCUUUCCCUCAGAUGGUUGACAUACGAUUGGAGGACUGUAAUAUAUGUGACUGCUUACCACCACUAGGGAGUCUUCCGUCAUUGAAGGAGCUUUUGGUAAAAGGGAUGGAUGGCGUUAAAACUGUAGGUCCUGAAUUUUAUGGUAUUGGUUGUUCAAAUCCAUUUCCUGCAUUAAAAACUUUACAUUUUGUUCAUAUGGAGUCUUGGGAGGAGUGGUCGCAUCCAUCAAUUGACAAUAGCAAGGCAUUUCCCCAUCUUGCAAACCUUAAAAUAUUACAGUGUCCAUUGUUGCAGGGGAUUCAGGGCUUUUGGGUACCAGGAAUUAACCGUCUUCAGGUUUAUAACUCCGGUGACAAAUGGUACAGGUUUCAAGAUAAACGCUUAAGCUUAAUAUUGGUGGACUGUCCAACCUUGAGUCACAAUGCCUAUGGGGAUUUAGACAAGCUCACUUAUGUCGACUUAAGAGGCUGCAAAGACCUGACUAUGUUCUUGGAACAUAGUUGUCCAUCGAGUAUAAUAGAGCUUAUAAUCUACGAUGACAACUCUUCGAAGCAGCUAUCCAUGUUAACCAACCGAAUCACUUGUCUUCAAGUGCUUCAUAUUGAAAGGUGUUCAUCUCUGAUUACUAUUGGCUGUUUGCCCCUAACACUUGUCGAACUAGUGAUCAAAGAUGUCAAUAUAGAGCAGCCAGCUGAAGAGUGGGGACUUCACCUCCUUACUUCUCUAAGAUAUCUUGAACUCGUGGACAUGGGAAGCGGCAUAGAUUCAGUAGAGUCGGUCCCAGGUUCGAAUUUUGUUCUCCCCUCUUGCUUGGAGGUCUUAAUCAUCCGCGGCUUUCCAAAUUUGAAAUCUUUGUCAUGCCAUAACCUCCCCAACCUUAUUAAGGUUGACAUUGAGAAAUGUCCUCUGUUUAGCCAAGGAAGCAUACAGUUUCCUGAUAGAUCAGUAUAUAGUAGCCAUGACCCCCAUCAACACUUCUACCUCGAGGAUGAACUGUAUACUGAUAGAAAAUGGUUUUUCCGGAGUAGAGUUUUAGGGAGUUAAACUUUCAGCUAAGGUUGUAGUUGUGAAAAGACAUUUGGUACGAGUAUGUUUUAUUGGAACAAGGUCAUGAAACCUUAAAACGUAUCAAGAUUUGGCAAAUGUAUGUUCACUAGCUUCAAUAGUGUAUGCAUUUAACCUGAAAUGUUUCUAAGAGAAACUCUAUACCUAUAAUAAUUGGAAAAUAAUAUAAUAAAAUUAGCUUAUACUCAGCAUUAAGCUGUGUU